UAGCCUCAACAUAUUUUUUUUAUAUGUAGAACAAAAUAAUUAUGAGGAGUUUGAGAAAUGGAGUUGUGAAAGUAUUGAUAAUACUACUUGUUAACCUUUUAUCCACAGAAUGCAGAAAUCCAGUUCUCCAUAGGGUCGGAGGAGGACGAUUUUCUUGGAACCCAAACAUCAACUUUACAAAUUGGUCAAUCCAUGAGCAAUUCUACGUUGGUGAUUGGCUUUAUUUUGGAUUCGACAAGCUAAUUUAUAAUGUUUUGGAGGUGAACAAAACAAACUAUGAGAAAUGUGAGGACAAAGAUUUCUUAACAAAUGUAACAAGAGGCGGUCGCGAUGUGUUCAACCUCACCGAUGCCAAGGUUUUCUACUUUCUUAGUGGUAGAGGUUUCUGCUUUAAGGGAAUGAAAGUUGCUGUUCUUGUCAAGGAUUUUUCUGAAGAUCAAUCACUAGAACCUCCUCACAAUAAUCAACAUGGUGAUCAUGAUCUUCUUUUCACCAACAAUGUCUUCUCUUCUUAUCAUUAUGUUUCACACAUCAUUAUCUUCCUUGCUAUCUUUGUUUUUCAAUGCUUUCACAUGUAAUAGCUAAUUCUAAUUUAUUAUCACUUUACACUUUUGGAAGUAGCCUUUUUAUGUAACAAACAAAAGUAUGUUUUGAAUUUCUUUUUGCAAAAUAGUGUUUCUUUCUUAUUAGGACUAUUUUAUAAUGAAAUGUUUAAUAUUAGCUUUUUUGUUUUGUUUUUUUGUUAAAUUAAGAAUGUAAGAAACUUAUGUCUUGCUCGUAUCUUGUAAGAGCAUCCAUUUUAUAUCUUGAUCGUGUUUUUAA
Messenger RNA from Cannabis sativa, 822 nucleotides. RefSeq names its product early nodulin-like protein 20. Lineage: Eukaryota; Viridiplantae; Streptophyta; Magnoliopsida; Rosales; Cannabaceae. Gene Ontology annotation, cellular component: plasma membrane. The transcript has 2 exons. Bases 42 to 578 code for a protein of 178 amino acids. The record is from RefSeq and is a predicted model, not a curated record. Gene Ontology annotation, molecular function: electron transfer activity.